Messenger RNA from Carassius gibelio (silver crucian carp), 2814 nucleotides. Its product is annotated as NACHT, LRR and PYD domains-containing protein 3-like. Gene Ontology annotation, molecular function: protein binding. The transcript has 8 exons. The coding region runs from base 1 to 2814 and encodes 937 amino acids. The record is from RefSeq and is a predicted model, not a curated record. NCBI's taxonomy places the organism in Eukaryota, Metazoa, Chordata, Actinopteri, Cypriniformes, Cyprinidae.
AUGACGCUCAGGCUUUCCCUGACAACCCUCUACUUUUUAAUCUCUCUUUCUUACAGUACUGUUCACCAGAAGAGAUCAGAACCAGAGCCCAGCUGUGUGUCUAUAAAGAGUGACCAGUCCUUGGACUGUCCAGUUAAGUUUAAGAGUGACACGUCUAUAGAUGAUCCACAAAAUUUCAGUACUGUUCACCAGAAGAGAUCAGAACCAGAGCCCAGCUGUGUGUCUAUAAAGAGUGACGAGUCCUUGGAUUGUCCAGUUAAGUUAAAGAGUGACGACACAAGGCUUAACCAUGACCAUGAAUUCCUCAACAGGUUUAAAUCAAAUCUGAUGAAGAAAUUCUUUUGUCUUAAUGAGGGAACAGCAAAACAGGGAAACCCAACUCUGCUGAAUGAGAUCUACACAGAGCUCUACAUCACAGAGAGUGAGAGUGGAGAGAUCAUCAAUGAGCAUGAGGUGAGACAGAUUGAGACACAAUCCAGGAGAGCAGCAACAGAGGAUACACCGAUUAAAUGCAAUGAUAUCUUUAGACCUUUACCUGGACAAGACAAACACAUCAGAACUGUGCUGACAAAGGGAGUCGCUGGCAUUGGGAAAACGGUCUCUGUGCAGAAGUUCAUUCUGGACUGGGCUGAAGGGAAAGAGAAUCAGGAUGUCCAUCUCAUAUUUCCACUUCCUUUCAGAGAAAUCAAUUUGAUGAAAGAUAAAACACUCAGUCUUUCAGAUCUCCUGCAGUUUUUCUUCCCUGAAACUAAAGACAUGGAAAUGUCCAGUGACAAAUCUAAAGUACUGUUCAUCUUUGAUGGUCUAGAUGAGUGUCGAUAUUCGCUGGAUUUUCAGAGCAAUGUGAGGUUGUGUAAUAUAUCAGCCUCGGUGGACGUGUUGCUGAUGAACCUCAUUGUGGGGAAUCUGCUUCCCUCUGCUCUCAUCUGGAUCACCUCCAGACCAGCAGCAGCUGAUCUUAUCCCCUCCGAGUGUGUCCAUCAAGUGACAGAGGUACGAGGCUUCAAUGAGCCACAGAAGGAGGAGUACUUCAGGAAGAGGAUCGGUGAUCAGAGCCUGGCCAACAGGAUCAUCACACACCUGAAAUCGUCAAGGAGCCUCUACAUCAUGUGCCACAUUCCAGUGUUCUGCUGGAUCUCAGCCACUGUUCUAGAGAAGAUGUUGAGUGAAGAAGAGAUUGAAGAGAUUCCCAAGACUCUCACUCAAAUGGACACAUACUUCCUGAUCAUUCAGACCAACAUCAAACAUGAGAAGGACUAUGAGAAGAAUGUGACAGAUGAAGACAUGAUUCUCAAACUGGGUGAACUUGCUUUCCAGCAGCUUGUGAAAGGAAACCUGAUCUUCUAUGAGGAAGACCUGAGAGAGUGUGGCAUUGAUGUGACAGAAGCAUCAGUGUACUCAGGACUGUGCUCUCAGAUCUUCAGAGAGGAGUUUGGCUUGUAUCAGGGGAAAGUCUUCUGCUUUGUUCAUCUGAGCAUUCAGGAACAUCUAGCAGCUCUAUAUGCCCACCUCUCCUGUACAAGCAACAACAUAAAUGUUUUUGACCAAAUCACCAAACAGAGUUCGUUGUGUGUAGCUAAAAGCUGUUUUCAACUCACGAUUAAAAAUGUUUCAUUAUCUAAGCUCCAUUGGAGAGCUGUGAAUGAGGCUUUACAGAGUAAAAAUGGACAUCUGGACCUUUUCUUGCGGUUUCUUCUGGGUCUGUCAGUGAAGACUCAUCAGGUUCACCUACAACGACUAAUAAAAUGGUCAAGAAGUAGCAAUGAGAAAACUGACAGCAAUGAGGAAACUGACUGCAGUGAGAAAACGGUUAAGCACAUCAAGAAGAAGAUCAGGACCACUAACUCUCCAGAGAAAACCAUAAAUCUGUUUUACUGUCUAAAUGAACUGGGUGACCAUUCACUAGUGCAAGAAAUACAACAGUAUCUGGAAUCUGGAACAAUAAGUGAAGCCAAACUCUCUUCAUCUCAGUGGUCAGCUUUAGUUUUUGUGUUGUUAACGUCAGAGGAUGAGCUGAAUGAGUUUCGUCUUGAUAAAUUUGUUAAAGGAAAGAAUACACAUGAAAAUAUGAAAGUUCUUCAGAAGCUGCUGCCUGUGAUUAUAGAAUCCAGAUCAGGUCAGUUGUGGAAUUCUGGCGUCACAGAUGAAGGUUGUGCUGUUCUGGUUUCAGCUCUGAGAUCAAACCCCACGCAGCUGAAAGAACUGGAUCUGUCUGUGAACAAACUCGGUCCUUCAAGUCUGAGUCUGCUCUCUGCUGUACUGGAGGAUCCUCACUGUACACUGGAGAAACUGAGGAAAGAUCAUUGUGGGAUUACAGAUGCAGGUUGUGCUGCUCUCACUUCAGCUCUGAGAUCAAACCCCUCACACCUGAGAGAACUGAAAAUAUCUGUGAAUAAUUUAGGAGAUUCAGUGAAGCUACUUUCGGAAGUACUACAGAAUCCUCAUUGUAAACUGGAGAUACUAUGGUUGAAUAAUUGUGGCAUCACUGAUGAAACUUGUGCUGCUCUGGCCUCUGCUCUGAGAUCAAACCCCUCACACUUGAGAAAUCUGAAUAUGUCUGAAAAUAAACUAGGAAAGUCAGUGACUCUGCUUUUUGCUGUACUGGAGGAUCCACACUGUAAAUUGGAGAUACUGUGGUUGAUGAAUUGUGGCAUCACAGAUGAAGGUUUUUCUGUUCUGGCUUCAGCUCUGAGAUCAAACCCCUCACACCUGAGAGAACUGAAGGUGUCUGGGAAUGAGCUAGGAGAUUCUAGUAUGAAUUAUCUAUCUGAUCUGAAGGAUGAUCCAAAUUAUAAACUGGAGACUUUAUCCUAA